UUAAAAGGGGACGAGACGCCGCGCUUGGUGUGAUAGUUUUUAUUUUAGUUUUUAAGUUUAAAAUUAUUAAUGCCGGUGUCAAAAUUAUAUAGUAGGACACAGCAUUAUAUACGGCAUUCUCAAGAAAGUGAUUUAUUACGGAAAACAAUAGCAAACGUUUUCACUACAGGCGUCUGCAAGCACGAGUAGAAAGCGCCAAAGUAUAGUGUUGCAACUACCUCCUUAUCCUUUACAAACCUACUCAAACAGAAAUGGGACGUAGUCCAUCUCCAUCGCAUCGACGACGUGAAAAAGAGCGUUCUGAACGUAAAAAGCGUCGAGAACGGCGCUCUAGAGAACGUGAAAGGCAGCGGGAACGUGAAACAGGGGCUGGCGGUAGUCGUGCUUUGCGUAGACGUUCACAUGACAGAGGAGGUGGUGGUGGAGGGGAUCGAGACCGGACCCGCAGCCGCAGUCGGGAGCGAGACAGAGCAAGUCGUCGCCGUUCUAGAUCGCGUUCUCGCGGACACCCAUCUACUUCGGCGUCUACGUCGUCUGGGCGACGCGGCGCUGCCGCUGAACGUCCCAAAAUCACAGAAGCCGAUUUGGAAGGUAAAUCACCCGAAGAAGUAGAAAUGCUGAAAACAAUGGGAUUCUGCACUUUCGAUACCACCAAAAACAAGAAGGUUGAAGGCAACGAUGUUGGUGAAGUGCAUGUUAUCUUAAAGCGCAAGUAUCGUCAAUAUAUGAAUCGCAAAGGUGGCUUCAAUCGGCCGCUGGACUUUGUGGCAUAACACGUUGUCAAAGCGCGAACUAACGCGUGUACCCACACAAGUCUAUACACACUGGCGAUAUAUCGACGCACGCUCUUGUACUAAUGUUUUUAUUAUUACUAUAUUUUUUAGUAGUGCGUCUGCUGUAGUGCUCAGCAAUCACAUCUACAGCAGCAUGCACAAGACAAUCCUGCAAUUUUAUGCAAUAGACCGGUUUACAAAAUUCAAUUUUCAAAAUUUCCACCACACAUACCUCAUUAAUAUUUAAAAUAUUAAACUUUUUUUGUAUUGUCCUGUUUAAGUUUUCUCAUAGUUAGUAAGUAAUCUAUUAUAAAUGUGACAUGACUGCGAAGAGUUGAAAAGCUGCCCAGGAGCUGCAUCAUUUGAAACAAGUGCCAAUAUUGGCAGUAUUUAUGCUUUACGAGUUAUAGAGAGGCAUAAUUCCAAAAUAGACAUGCAUAUACAUUUUGUGCUCAUACUUAAAAAUUUAUUGUGAGUUGAUGUUAAUAUUUUGCUUGGAAAAUUAUUUUAAAAAUUUCCGAAGCAGCAAAUUCACUCUUCUCAAUUCAAUCUCGUAAAUAGAGAACAACGAGAUUUCAGUAAUUUUUUUUUUUUGAAUAUUUAAAGUAAUUAAAAUCACUUGAAACAUGAAAAUUUCAAAUGUUUUAAGGCUGAAAUGAAUUAAGGCGAAAGUACUUACGUUGUUGCCAGUUGCAUCGAUUGCUUUUAAAUAUGAUUUAUAGCAAUACAACUGAUGCAGUUAAAAAUUAUUAGUUUGAUGAAUUAUCAAAAUGUAAUUGUUACCAAUUUUUUUUUUUUAUAAAAUGGACAGAAUUUCGCUUCGUUUUGAAUAUCGCCUGAACUCUUGCACUUGAUUCAUUUUAGUUCCAUAAAGUAAAAGAAAUUUGUAAGUCUCACACAGUUGAAUUAAAAUUUUACUAAAUACUUGGUACGUUUUGGCCGUCACGAAAUUUUUUAUGUACAACAAUUACUUGAAGUAUUUGAAAAUCAUAACAAUACAAUACAACAACAAAUUCCCAUAAACUCCUAUAGAAAUACAUAAAUAUAUCCCAGCACGCAUCUCAAUGCAUAACUCCCCCUAGUAUCCUCCAUACACUGCAAUAGUACAAUUUUUUAUCAAAAUAUUUUUUUUUACAAAUAUAGAAACUAUAUAUACACAAAUAACAUAACUGACCCGAACCUUACUUAUCCUACCCAACAUAACUAGCCUUACCCCUACCCCAUACAAUUUUUUACCCAUUCACCCCUCAAAUAAACCCAAUUACAAUAGACCAAAUAUGCAAUAGCCAGGGAUUUAUAUAAUUAUUACAAAAAGAUUUGUUACAAUGGUAGUUAUUACAUACAUACACACAUACAUACUUGAAACAUGAAAAUAACUGUAAAAUAUGUAUUUAAACAUUUUUAUACAGAGUAAUAGAGUGUGAAGCUUUUUUUUACUGAAGACUACAGUUUUCAACAUUUUAUUCACAUGCAAGUGCCGUUAACAUCUAAACAAAAAAAAAACAAUAGUAAAUAAUGUUUGUAAUAAACAACAGUUAGUGAUAUAAAGAACUGAUACACGCGUUAAAAGGAAAUCGAGCGGGAAUUGAAUAGAACGCAAUGCGAGAGAUAUGCUGGUAUAAUUUUGUUUGACCUUUAAUUUGUAAAAAUGUGUAUAAGCAUUAAUUUUUCUAACAAUUAUAAUUAAAAAAUAUCAGUUUUUUGGCUUUAAUGCUUGAAACGCUAUAUUUUAAUAUAAUAAAAUUUCUUUGAGUGCAUAAUUUGAAGAAAUACCGAUAUUUCAAAACGAAAUUAUAAACAAAUAAUCCGAAAUUUCGCGAUACUUUUUAAAUUAUAUACGAAAAAUUCUUGAAUAUCCAGCAUAUCAGCCAUAACUCGUAAGCUCAAUUUUUUGAACAGCUAUUAAGAAUAAGGAAAAAACAUUUACUUUUGAAUAUACAUACAUAUAUUAACAGGAAUAUAUACAUAUAUGUAAUUGCUACAAUAGCACGUACAAUUUUUUACAUAAAAUAUAUACAUAUAUACAUAUAUGUAUAUGUAUGUAUACAGACAAGUAUGUAUGUAAAACCACAAAUCGCAAUAGUUGAGAUUUGGCAUAAACCUAAUAACGUUUUGGCUCAUCCACCCCCAUACACAUACUUACAACUUAGCUAUAGUUAAACGAAAUUGCAGGGAUUUUUUCACAUUUUUUAUUCUUUUAAUAUUAACGUUUUACUUUAAUAAAAAAGAAAAUAAUAA
This is a messenger RNA of Bactrocera neohumeralis, 3011 nucleotides long. RefSeq names its product U4/U6.U5 small nuclear ribonucleoprotein 27 kDa protein (gene ytr). Gene Ontology annotation, cellular component: precatalytic spliceosome. The transcript has 3 exons. Lineage: Eukaryota; Metazoa; Arthropoda; Insecta; Diptera; Tephritidae. The coding region runs from base 252 to 773 and encodes 173 amino acids. The record is from RefSeq and is a predicted model, not a curated record. Gene Ontology annotation, biological process: RNA splicing.